Filobasidium floriforme is the source of this 625-nucleotide messenger RNA. RefSeq lists its product as uncharacterized. The record is from RefSeq and is a predicted model, not a curated record. The transcript has 3 exons. Bases 143 to 484 code for a protein of 113 amino acids. NCBI's taxonomy places the organism in Eukaryota, Fungi, Basidiomycota, Tremellomycetes, Filobasidiales, Filobasidiaceae.
GUUGUGAAUCACCCAUCACCCACACUGUGAUGGCCUACAAUCGCAUCCAACGACCUCCAACCUUCCAAACUCAUCAGAACCAUCUUGCGCAUCUUGUCCACCUCGCCUUCUACUCAACUGAUCAACUAAAGGAUCUAGCCGAAUGUCAUCCGGAAUCGCAGCCCAGAGACGGACCGGCGCACCCGUCGUCGGCGAAGUAUUGAUGGACUUCGCAGACGGCGGCACCUACUCCCAAAAGACCCUCAGCGAAUCCAUCCUCGAAGUAGAAAAGAUCCGCAAAUCCUUUGAAGCCAAGAAACAGGCCGAACGCGUCGAGAGGGCGUUGAAGGAGGGCGAGUUGAGGGCGGGGGACGUUGAUGUUUUGGUCAAGGAAUUCUCAUUAACACCCAGCCAAGCCAAGACCUGCCUGAUCGAAUCGUCCGGAGAUUUGCGGGCUGCCGUCAAGUCGCUCUUUGAGGGGAGCGUCUUGCCCGCAGGAGCAUAAAGCAUAGAGCGUAGAGCAUGUCGACAGGGAAAUCAUUGGAAGACAAGGAGACACGGAAGGGAGGACGGGUAUAGAUGUAUGGUGUGACAUAUCAGGCGGAUCUGUUGUACAGCCGAUUAGUAAUACAAGUGCAUGCAUAGC